Molecule: messenger RNA, 729 nt
Organism: Dentiscutata heterogama
Lineage: Eukaryota; Fungi; Glomeromycota; Glomeromycetes; Diversisporales; Gigasporaceae
Source: the annotation of a GenBank genome assembly
AUGUCUUCCGUGUUCACUGCUUUUUGCUUUAUUAAAACUGUUAGUGGAAAUGACAAAUUCUUGACUGGAACUGCCGUAUAUCGUGUAACUAAUGAUGAAAAUGAAUUUAGAGAACUCACCUACAAGGGUUUUACUGGAAAUUCUGAAACUUUAAUAAUUGAUUUCGAAAAAAAUUCCAUCGUUCUCAUGAUAGGAAGAUAUGUUUACCAUCAAAAUAGUGAAUAUCUCAGCCUUAUUCAAACCAUACCGCUUUCUUCCCCUCAACACGAUUCAACUUGUGCUCCCGAAGACCUCCCAUUGGCUUUUCCCCUUUUGCUUUAUACUGCGCCUGCCAUUACUAACUCCUAUAAAUUUAACGAUACUAUUGGAAGGCAAAGUUUUAUGUUAUCAAAAAAACUUUACAAUCCUGUAACUGACCAGAAAGCUAUUGAAUCUGAUGUAAUCGUAUCUUAUACCAAUGCAAAUGGUCGUUAUGAUUCUCUUAAAGAAAGCUUAAAGAAGAGUGUUAUAUCAGCUGUUGGAAGAUUAAAACUUACCUCCAAUAGCAAAAUCCCCCACAUAAUUUCCUCUGAAAUCGAGUGGAGUUAUGCCGCAAAUGAUCUGAAAUCAUCAAACAAACCCUCUAUAAAAUCUAAAGAGUUAAACACUCAACUCGAUUUGAUUGAAGAACAUACUUCAUCCGAUAAACCUUUAGCCACAAAUCUUAAAGACCUCGCUGAUCAAAUCUGA